Messenger RNA from Chlorocebus sabaeus (green monkey), 574 nucleotides. RefSeq names its product small ribosomal subunit protein uS8-like. Gene Ontology annotation, biological process: translation. Gene Ontology annotation, molecular function: structural constituent of ribosome. Lineage: Eukaryota; Metazoa; Chordata; Mammalia; Primates; Cercopithecidae. Gene Ontology annotation, cellular component: ribosome. The record is from RefSeq and is a predicted model, not a curated record.
AUGGAAUGCAUGAAUGCCCUGGCUGAUGCUCUCAAGAACAUAAACACUGGAAAAGGAGGCAGACACCAGAUUCCUACUAGGCUAUGCUCCAAAGUCAUCAUUGGGUUUCUAACUGUGAUGAUGAAGCAUGGUUACAUUGGCAAAUUUGAAAUCACUGAUGAUCACAGAGCUGGGAAAACUGUUGUGAAUCUCACAGGCAAGUUAAACAAGUGUGGAGUGAUAAGGCCCAGAGUUAAUGUGCAACUCGAAGAUCUAGAAAAAUGGCAGACAAAUCUGCUCCCAUCCCUCCAGUUUGGUGUCCUUGUACUGACAAUCUAAGCUGGCAUCACGGACCACAAAGAAAUAAGACAAAAACACACAGGAGGGAAAAUCCUGGGAUUCUUUUUCUAAGAAUGUGAUACAUACUUACAAAUAAAAUGCCUUAGUGGAAAAAAAUAAAAAGAAAAGGGAGCGACAUCAGGAGUGCACACACAGAGAGAAAACGCUGUGAGUACACAGCAAAGAAGGCAGCUGUCUGCAAGACAAAGAGAGAGGCCUCAGCAGAAGCCAAAUCUGCUGACACCUGAUCCUAGAC